AUGAAGGAGCCGAACAUUUUCGGGGAAAUUGAGCUUGGCCUUGUUUCCCCUGUAAUGGAGGGCAGCCUCGUCAUAUGCUCGGGCAGCGGCCUCGGGCGAGUCGAAGGUGCCGAGCCAGACACGGGCAGCUUUGUGAGGGUCUCGAAUCUCGGCUGCCCAUUUGCCCCACGGCCUCUGCCUCACGCCUCUGUACUUUCGAUGAUGAUGGUCCCAAGUUUGAAGAACUCCCAAUGGCAAAAUCAGUAUAAUUUUCAUAACAAUAUUGCGUAUCUUCAUCACGUGCCCUUUUACCACAUGGCGACGAAGACGAACAACUGCCGCCAUCAGCCGCCACAUCUCCGGCCAGCACACGAGCCAAAGCCGAAACCAUAG
Molecule: messenger RNA, 372 nt
Organism: Striga asiatica
Lineage: Eukaryota; Viridiplantae; Streptophyta; Magnoliopsida; Lamiales; Orobanchaceae
Source: the annotation of a GenBank genome assembly